AUCAACUAACCAUUAAUUAAAAUUGCAUGUAAAGAAGAAAGGUUGAGGAUAGAAUAUUCUACCCAGAACACACAUUCCAAAUGCAACGAACCCUGUAAAAGAUUUCAGCUCCUCACUCUAGUGGAGCUAGUGAUGAUGACGACGAGUUCGCAAAUGCUCCAGGUGGCGCCACUCGCACCACACGCUUCCUCCUCCUCAUCUUCUUCUUCGUCCAAAACCCUCCCAGUCUGGUUCAUCCAUUGCCAUUGCCACCCUUCACGGCCUCAGCUCACUCUCCGCCACCGCCCAAGGUCCCCAAUACUACUCGCCGGAAACCCAGAUAGGAAGUUGCAAGUUUCUUCGUCUUCGUCGUCAUCUUGGACUACCCAACAAGACCAGGACGAUGAAGAAGAAGAAGAUGGAGACGAUGACCAAGAAGAAGAAGGAAGUGACCCUACUCCUGACGACCUCGAAUACAUCAGCCAAAUCAGAAGGGUGUUGGAGCUUCUUAAGAAGAACAGUGACAUGAUUUUCAAUGAGGUUAAGCUUACUGUUGCGAUUGAGGACAUAAGAGAAGUUGAGCGGAGGAGACUCAUUGGCAUUGAGGAUCCUGAUGCUCCGACCAGGGAAGAUUUGGCUGCUGUUCUUGAAGAAGUGAAUGAGGGGAAAAUCCCCAAAAAUCGACUUGCACUUAAACUGCUAGCUGAGGAAAUGAAUUGAUGGCCCAAUCUGGAGAUUAAACCAGCAAAGAGAAAGCCAGGAAAAUCACUAUAUGCAAGAGUCACAGACACUGGUAUUGAUCUUAAAGAGGCUGCUAAGAGAUUGAACAUUGAAUGGGAUACAGCUGCAGAGAUUGACGAUGCUGAUUUUAAGGAUGAGUCAGAUGUGCAUUCAGUUGUGGUUAAGAAUCACCAUCGCGAUUGAGGACAUGAGAGAAAUUGAGCUGGAAACUCGUUGGCACCAAAGAUCCCGAUGCUCCCACCAGGAAGCAGUUGGCUGCUGUUCUUGAAGAAGUCCCUCCUUUAAGUUCCUGGAUUUAGAUCCUCUCCUUGCUAGGUUUGGUCCUUGGUUUCCUUGACUUUGAAUCUAGGCCAUUCACUAACCAUCCAAAGACCCAUAAAGAGACACUUCACAGUAUUGUUUUUUAUUCAAACAAAGAAUCCAUUAAUGCAAUGAAUCAAGCAAAGAUCAAAUGGUGGUUGGAGUCUUAAAUUAUAUGAAC
Rosa chinensis is the source of this 1201-nucleotide messenger RNA. RefSeq names its product ycf3-interacting protein 1, chloroplastic. Gene Ontology annotation, cellular component: chloroplast thylakoid membrane. The transcript has 6 exons. Gene Ontology annotation, biological process: response to photooxidative stress; photosystem I assembly. The record is from RefSeq and is a predicted model, not a curated record. Lineage: Eukaryota; Viridiplantae; Streptophyta; Magnoliopsida; Rosales; Rosaceae.